AGGAAGGUAGUGACGUCAUGGGUAAACAGGUUCUGUAGCCGUGGCAGCGGCCGUGGCAGGCUGACUGGGUACCGGCUACCGCUGACCCGGGAGAAGCUGCCUGUCUACAUCAGCCUGGGCUGCAGCGCGCUGCCGCCGCGGGGCCGGCAGCUGAACUAUGCGCUCUUCAGGGCGGGCACCGUGUUGCAUUCAUCUUUGUACCCCCAGCAUCUAGCAGUGUUGGCAUGUAGUAGGCACUCAAGAAAUGUGUGUUGAAUGAACGAUGCCUGUGACAAGGCAAGCGGACUUUAUUCUUUCCUGACCCUUGCUCCUAUGACACACCUCCUCCUGACUGCCACUGUCACUCCUUCAGAGCAGAAUUCCUCUAGGAAGUCUGGAUGGGAAACAGCCAUGGCCAAGGACAUCCUGGGUGAAGCAGGGCUGCACUUUGAUGAACUGAACAAGCUGCGGGUGUUGGACCCAGAGGUUACCCAGCAGACCAUAGAGCUGAAGGAAGAGUGCAAAGACUUUGUGGACAAAAUUGGCCAGUUUCAGAAAAUAGUUGGUGGUUUAAUUGAGCUUGUUGAUCAACUUGCAAAAGAAGCAGAAAAUGAAAAGAUGAAGGCCAUCGGUGCUCGGAACUUGCUCAAAUCUAUAGCAAAGCAGAGAGAAGCUCAACAGCAGCAACUUCAAGCACUAAUAGCAGAAAAGAAAAUGCAGCUAGAAAGGUAUCGGGUUGAAUAUGAAGCUUUGUGUAAAGUAGAAGCAGAACAAAAUGAAUUUAUUGACCAAUUUAUUUUUCAGAAAUGAACUGAAAAUUUCACUUUUAUAGUAGGAAGGCAAAACAAAAAAAGCCCCUCAAAACCAAGAAAACCUCUGUAGCAUUCCAGCGGCUUGACCAAUGACCUGUCACAAGAGGUGGCGUGUAAGGAACGCAGCCCCCUGAAGACAGCAAUACAAGUCCGGGGGAGCCAGUUUUAAACAUCAGUGCACAGCUGCUGCUGGUGGCCCUGCAGUGUACGUUCUCACCUCUUAUGCUUAGUUGGAACUAAGCAGUUUGUAAACUUUCAUCCUUUUUUUGUAAAUUCACAAAGCUUUGGAAGGAUAAUACAUUUUUGUUUUCAAA
Rhinopithecus roxellana (golden snub-nosed monkey) is the source of this 1105-nucleotide messenger RNA. It is a transcript of the gene IFT20, whose product is annotated as intraflagellar transport 20. Gene Ontology annotation, cellular component: centrosome; Golgi apparatus; cilium. NCBI's taxonomy places the organism in Eukaryota, Metazoa, Chordata, Mammalia, Primates, Cercopithecidae. The record is from RefSeq and is a predicted model, not a curated record. Bases 256 to 789 code for a protein of 177 amino acids. The transcript is spliced from 6 exons. Gene Ontology annotation, biological process: protein localization to cilium; centrosome localization; intraciliary transport.